Molecule: messenger RNA, 846 nt
Organism: Colletotrichum spaethianum
Lineage: Eukaryota; Fungi; Ascomycota; Sordariomycetes; Glomerellales; Glomerellaceae
Exons: 2
Coding region: 1-846 (281 amino acids)
Source: RefSeq, a predicted model, not a curated record
AUGGCCCUCCUGGCCAGCCAUGCCGACGAUCUCGACUCCCUCGACGCAUUCAUCGUGACGUUUGGGCCAAAGUACGAGGUCUAUUACAAGAUGAACGUUGAACCUUUUGCACACGGCUUCGUAGCCGCUACCUUUGCCGGCACCGCCACCUCAGUCGUUAACUUUGUGCUCUUCGUCAUCACUAUUAGCCGCGCCCUCCAUGCCCUGCGCAAAGCAAACCUAGAAAAGGCACCUAGCACGACCGACUCGCAAAAGACGAUCCAGGCUGAAGGGGACAAGAUGAUCGCCUCGCCGCAGAUGACAUCCGCCGUUCCGACUUAUAUCCAUUGGAACAGCCAAUACCCUCCCCCGCAUCACCCUCAGGCCUAUCACUACUACGGCCAGCCAUACACGCAGUCACCGCACUCGCAAACGAACCCUACACCGCCGACGUCCGUUCCACCCCACGGAUUCCAACCGGCAUACUUCCCCAGCAGCCAAUGGCCACCACAGCCCCCUCAACAGCAACCGCCACCUGAGGGCGGCGUCUGGCCGGCUCAAAACUACGGCAUGUACCAGCAACAGGUUCCUAUUGCGCCCCAACACACUGGCCAGUCUGGCAGCAAUAUGGGCUCGCCUCAGUUCCCCAUGGUGAACCCAGUGGCAGCUACCAAGUCGGAUCUCCAAGGUGUCUAUUCGACGCCCCCUCCAGGAACCGCACACCCCGGACACCCGCCACAGCAACACCCUCCGAAUCAACCGCCGGCGCCCGGCACGACACAAUCACCGGCCGAGCUGAAUGAUGGGCGUGGGGAGGAGAACAUGCCGGCGGAGCUGCCAAACAACCCCCCUAGAUCGCCGAGGUGA